AUGGCGACAGAGACACUAACAAGACCAAGCUAUCUAUCUCUACCUCAAUGGACACAAGUCCCAGAGACAGAGCAUGAUUUGGAGUGGGCCGAUCUCGUAACACUAGACCUCAGCCAAUUCGACACCCCUGGUGGCAAAGAAGCAUUAGCAUCUCAGCUUUUCGAUGCUGUUAACAGAAUCGGAUUUUUCUACAUAACCCACUUUGGCCUCACUCAAGAACAAGUCGACCGCCAAUUCAGUCUUUGCAAACAGGUCUUCGACUUAUCUGAAUCCGAGAAACUCAAAUAUCGUGCCGACCUCGAGCACGGCGGCUACAACGGCUACAAACCAUUCGGCCUCCGUGAAAUUAAGCCGGGGAUCAAGGACAAUACGGAAAUCUACAACAUCCCAAAAUGCAGCGAGCGGUAUAAAAGAGAUCAUCCUGACGUAAUUCAGCAACACUGGGAUGAGAUUGAGUAUUUCGCCAAACACAUUCAUUUCCAGAUCGUGCGGAAAUUAUUGGUCCUUUUCGCGCUGAUCCUCGAGUUGCCUGAGGAUUAUUUCCUGCAGAAUCACAGAUAUGAAGAGAAAUCCGAUUGUCAUUUCCGGUAUAUGAAGUAUCAUCGUCGUACGCCCGAGCAGAAUGCAGACUUGGACAAUGUUUGGGUGAAAGGGCACACGGAUUUUGGAAGCCUGACACUGCUUUUUAGACAACCAGUGGCGGCGCUUCAAGUUCGUACUCCAGAAGGAGAGUGGAAAUACGUGAAACCAUAUCCAGAGAGCAUCACGGUCAAUAUUGCAGAUGCCCUACAAUUCCUUACAAACGGAUUCUUGAAGAGCAGCAUUCAUCGGGUCGUUGCGCCUCCUCCGGACCAAGCGGAUAUCGAUCGCCAUGGAAUCUUGUACUUUGUUCGACCGGAGGACGAUACCGAGCUUAUACCCGUGAAAAGCCCUGUACUGGAACGCUUGGGAUAUGAUAAGGCCUUGGAUCAGGCUACCGUGGGAUUGACUGCUGGAGAGUGGGUGAGGGCUCGUGUGGCGAAGAACGUCAGCCGACAGGGAAAAGAGGAGACUAUUAUCAAAGGUGUCAAAGCCAAGUACUACGACUGA
Molecule: messenger RNA, 1089 nt
Organism: Rhinocladiella mackenziei CBS 650.93
Lineage: Eukaryota; Fungi; Ascomycota; Eurotiomycetes; Chaetothyriales; Herpotrichiellaceae
Exons: 4
Coding region: 1-1089 (362 amino acids)
Molecular function (GO): dioxygenase activity
Source: RefSeq, a predicted model, not a curated record